This is a messenger RNA of Toxotes jaculatrix (banded archerfish), 1596 nucleotides long. Its product is annotated as poly(A) polymerase alpha-like. The record is from RefSeq and is a predicted model, not a curated record. The transcript has 14 exons. Gene Ontology annotation, cellular component: nucleus. Lineage: Eukaryota; Metazoa; Chordata; Actinopteri; Toxotidae. Gene Ontology annotation, molecular function: RNA binding; poly(A) RNA polymerase activity. The coding region runs from base 1 to 1596 and encodes 531 amino acids.
AUGGCGUACUGCACUGUAUCGGCGUACACAUCGUAUCGUGACCCACGUAUCAAGAACUUACCUGAAGUUGUUUCUGACAAUGUUGGAGGUAAGAUCUUUCCUUUUGGCUCUUUUCACCUGGGAGCUCACUCCAAAGGUGCUGAUAUUGAUGACAGUUUCUUUUGUCCUCAGGCUGUGGAAGAGGCGUCUGUCCCUGUUAUCAAGCUGUGCUAUGACGGGACUGAGAUAAUUUUUUUUGCCCGGCUGCUGCAGAGGUCCGUUCCAGAAAAUCUCAAGGUUUGCAACAAUGAGCUCUUGAAGAACCUGGAUAUAUUCUGUGUCAGGAGUCUCAGUGGUAAGCAUCAGAUUAAAAGUGACCGAGUGACAGAGGAGAUCCUCAGCCUUGUGCCUAAUGUGUAUAACUUCAGGCUGGCUUUGAGAACCAUCAAGCUGUGGGCCAAACGUCGUAACAUUUACUCUAACAAGCUGGGAUUCCUGGGCGGUGUAUCAUGGGCCAUACUGGUCGCCAGGAUUUGUCAAUUAUUUCCAAAUGCCAUCGCUUCCACCCUGGUGAUCAAAUUUUUCAAGAUCUGCUCAAUGUGGGUGUGGUCCGUCCCAGUUUGCUUGAGGGAGGUAAAGGACUGCCUCUACAACCUUCCUUUCUGGGACCCCAGGGUGAAUCCAAGCAACCGCUGCCACAUAAUGCCCAUCAUUACCCCGGCAUACCCACAGCAGAACACGUCCUACAACGUGUCUCCCUCCACCUUCACAAUCAUAACAGAGGAGAUCAAACGGGGUAUGACGAGCCUGGUGGAGUCUAAAAUCAGACUCCUGGUGGGAAUUCUGGAGAGGAAUGUGAACAUUUCCCUGGCUCACAUUAAUCUACAGCUGUUCCCUGGACCCAGGAAGAACAACAUAGAGGGAGUGAGCACAUCUUGGCUUAUUGGACUCAUCUUAAAUACAGACGGGUCCAAAAACCAGAAGAUAGACCUGACCUCUGACCUCCUCUCUUUCACUGAUGUCACAGAUGCCAUCUACACCCAGGCAAAGACCAGUGAAGUGUAUGAAGAGGGAACGACAAUAUCGGCCAAAUACAUGCAGAGGGAGAACCUUUGCUGGCAGAUGCCUGAUGGCUCACAGAAAAAUGUUUUCAGCCCAAAAGCACAGCCUGCAGAAUCGAAUGUGUCCACAGCCACUCCCUCCUCCAUGACUCCACAGGCCACAAAGAGACCUCGUUCUGUGAGUUCAGAAGCAUCAACAUCCAAGAGGAUCAAACUUGACACUGAACCACAACAGGAGACAAAACAAACCGGCCAUGACGAGUCAGGUGUCUCGCUUGGUAAGAGUCCUUCUCCAAGCAAAAAGAGACCUGGCACUCCUGAGCUUGAGACGCCGACAAAGAAACCCAGAUAUGACCUGAAUCAGCCCACUGUUGAGCUGAGUGAGCAGCUUCCCGGCCCCACCAAACCUGUCAGUGUGAAGAAAGGCUCCAUGAAACUACACCUUGUCAGGUACGCUGAACCAUCAGCACAGAGAGAACUAUCAUAUGGGACAGACGCUGCGACUCUGGUCUCCUCUUCCAAGAAGAAGAUGACAUGUUUCUUGCAGCAUGCCUAG